Molecule: messenger RNA, 1187 nt
Organism: Clarias gariepinus (North African catfish)
Lineage: Eukaryota; Metazoa; Chordata; Actinopteri; Siluriformes; Clariidae
Gene: grhpra
Product: glyoxylate reductase/hydroxypyruvate reductase a
Exons: 10
Coding region: 109-1092 (327 amino acids)
Cellular component (GO): cytosol
Molecular function (GO): hydroxypyruvate reductase [NAD(P)H] activity; glyoxylate reductase (NADPH) activity; NAD binding
Source: RefSeq, a predicted model, not a curated record
CCUCGUCACCACAGGUCUGACUGCACGUGUAACCGGAAGUGCUCUGUGUCCCGGUGUUACAGCGUUUCCGGUCCGGUUUGCACCGAGGAUUCUGACCCACAGCGCAGGAUGAGUGCGAGUCCGCUGAUGAAGGUGUUUGUGAGCCGACGGAUCCCUCAGGAGGGAAUGAAACUACUGCAGAAAUCCGCCAUAUGUAAGUUGUUGCUGUGGGACUCGGAUGAACCUGUACCGCGCGCGGAGCUGCUGAAGCAGGUGGAAGGAGCUCACGGCCUGCUGUGUAUGAUCCCGGACCGGAUCGACGCUGAGGUUCUGGAUGCAGCAGGACCCAACCUGAAGGUGAUCAGUACCAUGUCUGUGGGCUUUGAUCACCUUGCCAUUGACGAGAUCAAGAAACGAGGUAUAAGGGUAGGCUACACCCCUGACGUUCUGACUGACGCUACAGCAGAACUGACGGUUGCUCUGUUAUUAGCCACAGCUCGCCGCCUACCCGAGGGCAUUCAGGAGGUCAAAAGUGGAGGCUGGAGCUCGUGGAAGCCCAUGUGGUUGUGUGGUUACGGUCUCUCCGGCAGUACAGUGGGGGUGAUUGGCCUGGGGCGUAUAGGUUUGGCCAUCGCACGCAGGCUGAAGUCGUUCGGUGUUAAACGGCUUCUUUAUUCAGGACGGCAGCCGAAACCGCAGGCUGAAGAGGUGGAGGGGGAGCACGUGCCGUUAGACACGCUGCUGUGUGAGAGUGACUUUGUGGUGGUCUCGUGCUCUUUGACCCCUGACACACAGGGUCUGUGUAAUAAAGACUUUUUCAGUAAAAUGAAGAACACUGCCGUCUUCAUCAACUCCAGCAGAGGAGCGGUUGUGAACCAGGAGGAUCUGCUCGAAGCCCUCACCAGCGGUCAGAUCGCUGCAGCGGGACUCGAUGUGACAACGCCCGAGCCGCUGCCGACCGACCACCCGCUCCUGCGCCUCAGAAACUGCGUGGUUCUCCCUCACAUCGGCAGCGCCACGAUCUCCACGCGAGGCGUCAUGGCUGAGCUCACGGCCCAGAACCUGCUGUGCGGCCUGACGGGUGACGCCAUGCCCAGUGAACUGCAGCUGUAGCGCCUCCCAGUGAUCACUCCUCAGACCAGCACUCCUCCCAUAGCGUCGCGGUCCUGCAGGCCGCAGGGUUAACUCCAUUAACUACUGUAGAGACU